This is a messenger RNA of Miscanthus lutarioriparius, 1155 nucleotides long. The record is from the annotation of a GenBank genome assembly. NCBI's taxonomy places the organism in Eukaryota, Viridiplantae, Streptophyta, Magnoliopsida, Poales, Poaceae.
AUGAGGAAGCUGUGCCCGAACCUGGACCGCGACGACUCCCUGGACACCGUGCUGGAGGUGCCCAUCCCCGAUGAGAUGCUCAUCAACGCCCCCGGCGCCGACAAGCGCCGCGGCGCCGGGGGCGCCAACAUGCGCGCCUGGCUCAAGAACCAGGCCUUCGAUCGCGCCACCGUCGACGGGGCUGCCUCCGCCACCGCGGAGCUCCAGCUGUUCCUCAACGUCGUCGGGUCGCCGCUCAUCCCCUGCCCCGUCCCGCACGAUCGCGCUUUCAGCCGCUCCAUCCGCGACUCCUCUAUCCAAGCGUCGACGGCAAAGUACAUCAUCCAGCAGUACAUCGCGGCGACGGGCGGGCAGGCGGCGCUGCAGGGGGUGCGGAGCAUGUACGCCGUGGGGAAGGUGCGGAUGUGCGCGUCCGAGUUCCACCUCGGAGACCAGACGGUCACCACCACCGCCGCGCAGGGCCGCGCCGAGGUCGGCGGCUUCGUGCUCUGGCAGAAGACACCCGAGGUCUGGUUCUUCGAGCUUAUAAUGGCCGGCCACAAGAUGAGCGCCGGCAGCGACGGCAAGAUCGCGUGGCGGCAGUCCGCCGCCGAGCACUCCCACGUCUCGCGCGGCCCGCCCCGGCCCCUCCGCCGCUCUCUCCAGGGGCUGGAUCCACGCUCCAUCGCGAACCUCUUCUCGGACGCGGUGUGCAUAGGCGAGAAGGUCCUCAACAACGAGGAGUGCUUCAUCCUGAAGCUGGAGGCUGGCGCCGCGACGCUGCGGGCGCGGAGCGCUCCGGCGUUCGAUAUCAUCCACCACACGGUGUGGGGCUACUUCAGCCAGCGCACGGGGCUGCUCAUCCAACUCGAGGACUCGCACCUGCUCCGCAUGAAGUCCGGCAAGGGCCACCGCCGCAGCGAGAACAUCUUCUGGGAGACCAGCAUGGAGUCCGUCAUCUCCGACUACCGCUACAUCGACGGCAUCAACAUCGCGCACGGCGGCCACACCAACGUCACGCUUUUCCGUUACGGCGAGGGAUCCGUCAACCACAAGCGGAAGCUGGAGGAGACGUGGACGGUGGAGGAGGCCGAUUUCAAUGUGCACGGCCUCACCACGGACUACUUCCUGCCGCCGGCCGACCUCAAGAAGGACGUCGAAGAUCAGAAUAAGUGA